AUGGACGGCACCUACAAGUUCUGUUUCAGCAACAGCAUGUCCACCAUGACCCCAAAGAUUGUCAUGUUCACCACCGAUAUCGGGGAGGUCCCGAGAGGUCACGACAUGGAGACAGAGGCUCACCAGAACAAGCUAGAAGAAAUGAACAACGAGCUGGCAGUGGCCAUGACAGCCGUAAAGCAUGAGCAGGAGUACAUGGAAGUCCGGGAGUGGACACACAGAGCCACCGAUGACAAUACCAACAGCAGAGUGGUUCUCUGGUCCUUCUUUGAGGCUCUCGUCUUGGUGGCCAUGACAUUGGGGCAGAUCUACUCCUGAAGAGAUUCUUUGAAGUCCGGAGGGUGGUCUAGAAGGCCCUUCCGGAAGAUCCCAGAUUCAUCACUCACUGUUUAC
Ochotona princeps (American pika) is the source of this 393-nucleotide messenger RNA. Its product is annotated as transmembrane emp24 domain-containing protein 2-like. Gene Ontology annotation, biological process: Golgi organization; intracellular protein transport; endoplasmic reticulum to Golgi vesicle-mediated transport. NCBI's taxonomy places the organism in Eukaryota, Metazoa, Chordata, Mammalia, Lagomorpha, Ochotonidae. The transcript has a single exon. The coding region runs from base 1 to 318 and encodes 105 amino acids. The record is from RefSeq and is a predicted model, not a curated record. Gene Ontology annotation, cellular component: Golgi apparatus; COPII-coated ER to Golgi transport vesicle; endoplasmic reticulum-Golgi intermediate compartment.